AUGUCCACCGUUAUCCUCGGCGGGGGCAUCAUCGGCUCUUCAAUCGCGUACUACCUCACUCAGCAAAACCCUUCAGACGCCUCGAAGAUUCACAUCAUCGAGUCCAGCAAUGAACUCUUCUCGUCCGCUUCCGGAUACGCCGCCGGUUUCCUCGCAAAGGACUGGUUCGAGCCGUCGCUCCUCCCACUGGGCGAGUACUCCUUCGCGCUCCACGAGUCUCUAGCUGCUGAGCACGGCGGCGAUAAGAAAUGGGGGUACAUGAAAGGCAUGGCUUUGAGUUUGGGAAGCACGGAUGCGGCGUCAGGAGGCGCCAGGGGAGACGACUGGCUACGCUCUGGCACGAGUCGCGCCGAGACGGCGACGACGAAGCCCGUCGUGCUUGCAGAGGGGCCGGAGUGGUUGACCAAGCAAAAGGCCACAGCUAUUGAGAGGAUUAGUGAGGAGGGGAGUGUGGCGCAGGUCGACCCCCUCCGGCUCUCGCAAUUCCUCCUCGACCAAGCCCUAUCCCGCGGCGUAAACCUCCACCAACCCAGCACCGCAACAUCCAUACUCAAAGACGCCAACGGCACAAUCACCGCCGUGAAGAUCCUCAACCACGCCACAAAAUCCUUCUCAACCCUCCCCUGCACAAACCUCAUUAUCGCAGCAGGCUCCUGGACACCCCGCGUCUUCAACACGCUCUUCCCAUCCUCCUCCACAACAUUCCCCAUCUACCCGUUGGCCGGGUACUCGCUCGUCGUGCGCUCGCCACGCUACACAGCCAAGCACGAGAGCGAACUCAAGGGCGAAAGCCACGCCGUCUUCACGACACACCCGCCCUCCUGCGGCUUCAGCCCGGAGAUCUUCUCGCGCGAGGGAAGCGAGAUCUACAUUGCUGGCUUGAAUAGCCGGGAGAUUCCGGUCCCCGAGCGCGUUGAGGAUCUGAAAACGCAGUACUACGAUGAGAAGGAGAUGCGAAAACUCAAGGACGUCACCGUGCGGCUUAUGGGGAAGCUGCCCGUUGGGAAGACCGAGUCCACUGAUGAAAUUGCCAACACGGAUGAUUUGGAUAUCCUCCGCGAGGGACUCUGUCUUCGACCCGUUGCUGAGCGCGGCGUGCCCUUUGUGACGAAGGUCAAUGACUCUUCGCUUGGUGGGGCCAGAACAGCGAAGAAUGGUGGUGUGUUCGUUGCGGCGGGCCAUGGGCCCUGGGGUAUUUCGCUGGCGCUGGGCACGGGCAGUGUUGUUGCGGAUCUGGUGAGGGGGGUGAAGCCGAAGGUUGAUAUUGCGGGGUUGGGCGUUGGGGAGGGGACGAGCAAGGCGAAGUUGUGA
Messenger RNA from Aspergillus mulundensis, 1311 nucleotides. Its product is annotated as NAD(P)/FAD-dependent oxidoreductase. Gene Ontology annotation, molecular function: oxidoreductase activity. The record is from RefSeq and is a predicted model, not a curated record. NCBI's taxonomy places the organism in Eukaryota, Fungi, Ascomycota, Eurotiomycetes, Eurotiales, Aspergillaceae. Gene Ontology annotation, cellular component: cytoplasm; late endosome. Gene Ontology annotation, biological process: retrograde transport, endosome to Golgi. The transcript is spliced from 2 exons. The coding region runs from base 1 to 1311 and encodes 436 amino acids.